UACUAACUGCAACAUAAAUAAUAAACAAAUGCACAUGGUCACACUUAGGAAUGACAGCAAUAACAGCUACGCUUCAUUUAAAGACAGGAGAAAAGAAAGAAUUUUCUUACAGCUGCCUCAAUAAUGAAGGAAAUGUUUCUCUCACUGAAAUACAUAAAUCAUCUGUUAUCUUGCAACAAAAACUUAACACUGUGUUGACAACUCUUGUAGAAGAGGAAAAAUCAAAGCUUUCCAAAUUAGGUGAAAAGUCUGCAGAUGCUAAUAAAGAUGACGAGGAAAAUGAUGACGACGAUGAUGAUGAAGAUGAAGAAGAUGGAUUAUCUCCUCCUGAUCAAAAGAGACAAAAAACAUGAAUUGACAUAUUUGAAUUUUAUUUUAUAAGAUGUACAAAUAGAAGAAGUUUAAUACUGUAUAACAAUUAAAUGUGAUGGACAAAAUGCAUAUAAUUUUGAAGUUUUUCAUUACUGUAUCUUGACAUUCUUAUCUUAUGUAAGGCUAGUAAAAUUACCUUUUAUA
Molecule: messenger RNA, 516 nt
Organism: Mytilus californianus (California mussel)
Lineage: Eukaryota; Metazoa; Mollusca; Bivalvia; Mytilida; Mytilidae
Product: RNA-binding protein 28-like
Exons: 2
Coding region: 51-353 (100 amino acids)
Source: RefSeq, a predicted model, not a curated record